Amorphotheca resinae ATCC 22711 is the source of this 792-nucleotide messenger RNA. RefSeq lists its product as hypothetical. The record is from RefSeq and is a predicted model, not a curated record. NCBI's taxonomy places the organism in Eukaryota, Fungi, Ascomycota, Leotiomycetes, Helotiales, Amorphothecaceae. Gene Ontology annotation, biological process: Golgi organization; intracellular protein transport; protein retention in ER lumen. The transcript has 3 exons. Gene Ontology annotation, cellular component: COPII-coated ER to Golgi transport vesicle; endoplasmic reticulum; Golgi apparatus. Bases 38 to 676 code for a protein of 212 amino acids.
CGACCUGCGAUUGAUCCUCGAUAGCCUUUUGCCCGCCAUGCGCUUCUCGACGCCUUCGAUUCUCCUGGCCGCGAGCUCUUUGCUUGGCGCCGCCCUGGCCCACAAUAUCCAACUCGCGGCACACGGGAGGGAAUGCUUCCACGAGCAGCUACACAAAGAUGAUAAGAUGACCGUGACGUUCCAAGUGGGCGACCGGGAGUUUGGCAGUGCGGGAAACCUAGAUGUUGAUUUCUGGAUCUCAAAUCCCGCAGGAGGUUACGAGGCACGCGAGAAUGCGGUCUCGAACGGGGACCAUUCUUUCACAGCUCAACAUGAUGGGAAAUACACGUACUGCUUCAGCAACGAGCACUGGUCGGCAAACACCAAGAGCAUCUCCUUCAACGUACAUGGCAUAGUCUAUGUUCCAGAGGCCGAGGCGCCCUCAGACCCAUUAGAAGCCGAAGUCCGACAACUAUCUGAACUGCUGGCCCAAGUCAAAGACGAACAAUCCUACAUUGUGGUCCGCGAAAGAACCCACCGAAACACCGCAGAAAGUACCAACGGCAGAGUGAAAUGGUGGAGCAUAUUCCAAAUGGUUGUGUUGGUGGCCGAGGGCAUCUUCCAAGUAUGGUGGUUGAAACGAUUCUUCGAGGUAGGCAAGAACAGUGCCGAGCGCUUUGGAGUCCUGAGCCGGUAGCUGAUUGACUUGUAUAGGUCAAGCGGGUUGUAUAAGGACGGUACGGACGUUUAGGGUUUCACGUAAUAAUUGGAAUCGGCGCAGGCAGCAUUAUGGAGCGAGAACUUGGGAAAACG